AUUAGGGCGCCAAAGGAGGGGCUCCGAUUCCGGAUUGGCUGCAGCCGCCAGCAGUGUUGGAGCUGAUUGGUUGUGAGACCUGUCACGUUCGCUCCCCAUUCGCCACACCGACAUGGCGCCAAAUCUAAGCUCGAGAAGUGGAAGAGUCUUUUAGAUUGACGUGGAACGGGGCAGUGUUGUGGUUAAUCGGAAGCUACGUGCUGACGCUAGGUCUUCGGAACGAGCCGGUAGUGGGGUGAUCGGCCUCCCUCCGCCGCUGAAGGACACUUGGAAGGUACUCGGGCCUUCAUUUUACAGCCAGGCCUGUAAGUGGUUGUCGUGUCCGGCCGCAGCGCUUUUAGCCUGAAGAUGGAGAGGUUUCGUUCUGCUCCGGCUCAUGUCCGAGGAUCCAGCCGCCUCUCCGGCCUCCCUGUGGUCAAGUCCCUGUUCUCUUGCGAGGCCGACACUGCGCUGUCUCCGGUCACCAGCCUCGCUCUCAAUAUGGACCAACUGGCCGGCCUGGGCAGCCAGUGUGAAACACCUACACGUAAGCUGGAAGAUCGCUGGUCCAUGCAAAGAACAGACUCUUCAGAAUCAAUGGACGCCGGUCUCUGCCUGGAUUCUCCAAUUAAGAUGGAUCUAAGAGACACAGAAGAAACGUUUCAAAAAACGACUCCUGAUCGUGUCAGGGUUGGACACACAAGGUUACCGAUUGGAAGGAGGAAUUCCCUGCCGCAAAACUUACUGGGAUCCAGCCCUGCCUUUAAGAGGAAUCUUUCUUACUCUCUGGAAUGUGAAGUUUUCCACCUGGCCGACCUGGAGAACAAGGAGAAUGAAACCUUUCAGUUUAAAAUCCCUGCAAGACCACGUUCCCGGGGCUGUUUCCGCUCAAGACUCCACGGAGAUGGGAAGGAAGGUCUCGUUCAAAGACAGAAAUCUGCACCUGCCUGUAUGUUAUCUUCUCCCAGAAAAACUGAAGUUGCUGCUUCUGAUAUGGUCUUUGUCAGAAAAUCCUCCACUGCUUCCACGUCCACUGAAGGAAGCGACGAUGGCUUCUUGGAUAUGUUGGACGGAGAGGACCUAGAGAACGACCUGGAGUUUCCGUGUGGUGUGGCAAGCCUAUGGACAGCUCCCCUUGUUAUGAAAAGCACUGAAAACUUUGUGGAAGCCAGGGCUGAGCCAAACUGCACUACAAAACCAGCACUAAAACGCGUGGAGCGACCACUAGACGAAGACACGCCAGAAAAAAGCAAAAGACGAAAGAGCAUGUCUGAAAUAGUUAAUGAAGGACUUGAUCAUGACAAAAACACAAGGUACAUGAGAUCAACAUCCUUUUCGAGUCAGAGCAUAGAAAAUAUACUGGACAACGAUCAAGUCGAUCUCAUCGGGGACUUUUCAAAGGUCUUCCUGUUUCCUACAGUAAGCGGCAGGCACCAGGAGCUGAAGUAUAUCACACCUGAAAUGAUGGUUCUGAUCCUAAAUGGCAGGUUUGAUCCUUUCAUUGAGCGCUUUGUGGUUAUUGAUUGCAGAUACCCUUACGAGUAUCAAGGAGGCCACAUACAGGGAGCCAUUAACCUUCACAUGGAGCAAGAGGCUGAGGAAUAUUUCCUAAAGAAUCCAAUCUCGUCGUCCACUUGCAAGCGAGUCAUUUUAAUCUUCCACUGUGAGUUCUCAUCAGAGCGGGGACCCAGAAUGUGCAAGUUUCUAAGGGAGAAAGACAGAGACCGAAAUGAAUAUCCGCAGUUACACUAUCCAGAGCUUUAUAUUUUACAUGGUGGAUAUAAAGAAUUUUUCCAGAAAUGCAAGACCUACUGUACCCCGCAGAGCUACCGCCCCAUGAACCACGAGGACUUUAAAGAAGACUUGAGAAAGUUCCGCAUGAAGAGCCGGACAUGGGCGGGGGAGAGAAGCAAGAGAGAACUGUACAGCCGGCUGAAGAAACUAUGAAGCUCCGUGUUUGCACAAUUGUGCCUUUCCAAUCACAGAACAGCCGACAGCCACGGAGAUAAAACUAUCAUGAAACUAAAUCCCUUCAGUUCUCCUGUUCUGCUUUUUCUUUGCACAUGAACCUUUCUCUGGAGUGUUGCAGCAGUCGUGUCCCUGCUGAGAGGUCUCUACUUACUGCACUGUCAUACUGAAACGAUAAAGGUUUCUGUUUGGGUGAGAAUGUCGUAUAAUAAUCAAUGAUACAAGCGGUACAGUGUGAAGCCGCAGCCUCUCUUACAGACCCAUCUUUUACAUUGUGUAUCGCACAUUCUCAUUGGCAGAACCCGUUUCCCUUCCCGAGGGACCAACACUUUAAAAGCACAGAUUUCCUGCAACUUCCACAGAGCUGGUUCUGCCAUUGGCUUUGAGGUUUGUGUUCACUUUAUCUCAAUGGCACCCCCAGUUUUUAUAGCUUUUUUUUUUUUAUGAUUCUUUAAAAGUAUUAACUCUAUUUUCUCAAUUUUGAGAAGGUUUUUCCUUUAAUCAAGGAUUUGCACGACAAGAAAUGUUUUAUCAUUUUUUUGAUUUUGAGAUUGUUUUCCUAUUGAAUACGUGGUGAUGUCACAAUGAGGUUCCCUCUCACCCCGGAGCUGAGUUGAACUUGUGCGCAAGGAUAUAGGUACUGGACCAACUCACAAACAGGGCCAGAGUUAGAGAAGAGGCUCCCCUAGAAGUGCAUGAUAAUUGGGGUGACUGUAUGGGGGGUGGUUAAAUGCAUAAUGGAGAUGGCUGACCUGCAACUCUCAAACAUACCACUUUCAGCCCCUUCACUGCAGAAUGGGGGGCCCAGCACAAAUGCACUGCCCACUAUGUGGCCCUGUUAUGUGUUUGAGCAGGAGUUGUGCUCUAGGGGGCCCCAAAGAGCUGACCUAUAGCCUGAUAUUAAUCGAUUUGUAUUUUUAUAUGGAGUGACUGCAAUGUGUGUAGUGUUUGUACGAAUGUGAAGAGUUAAAGGACCAGUAACGGCAAAACUUUUUCUAAGAAAAAAUUUGUUAGUAAGGUACAAAAAAAACACCAACACAUACUUUAAAAUCGCCAAGUCUUUAUUAAGAAAUAACUUGCCGAAACUCCGCUUGCGCUCCUCUUCAGACAGGGUGAUGAUCAUGGUGCGGCACUCGAUUUCUCCUCCCUGGCUAUCUCCUAUAAGGAAGGCAGGGAGGAGAAAUGGAUCGACUUUUCUGAAGAGGAGCACAAGCGGAGUUUCGGUAAGUUACUUUAUAAAUACUCAGCGACUUUAACGUUAAAUGUUUGUGUCUUGUUUUUGUAGAUAACUAACACAUUUGUUUGUUUUUUUUUUUGAAAAUGUUGCUGGUCCUUUAAAUAUAAAUUAGAUCUUACACUUUUUAUAUUAACACAUCUUAUAUUUUAUGCCCAAAAAUGGAGGUGAAGUGAUGCGAAUCCAAGGCUGACCACGUGAGAUCUGUUCAAUUGUAGGAUGUGGCAGAACAGCUCGCUCCCCUUACCGGCCAAUUCUCAACUUUCCCUCCCAAAAACGCCUUGUUCAUUAUAUUAAGGUCUUGAUUAGAUUUGUAACGGUCACAUGGCACCCUGAGCCAACAACCUGAUUGGACGGAGUGCUUGUUACGCCAGUGAUUGUGAGUGAUGACGGGAAGUCAUUGUAAUGACAUGAUUAUCCAGCCGACAGUUGGGGCAGUCCCAUUGAGUUGCUUUUGGAAAGCAAUAUUUGUAUAUAUAUGACUUGUGCUAUUCUUGUUACAAGGUUUAAUAUGUCCUGUAGGAAACGUAACAUUUAUAACGCUGCUUUUUCUUCCCACUACAGGAAAAUAAACUGCCUUUUUUAAAACCUUAA
Molecule: messenger RNA, 3775 nt
Organism: Xenopus laevis (African clawed frog)
Lineage: Eukaryota; Metazoa; Chordata; Amphibia; Anura; Pipidae
Gene: cdc25a.L
Product: cell division cycle 25A L homeolog
Exons: 17
Coding region: 349-1926 (525 amino acids)
Biological process (GO): positive regulation of G2/M transition of mitotic cell cycle; positive regulation of G2/MI transition of meiotic cell cycle; positive regulation of cell cycle G2/M phase transition
Cellular component (GO): cytoplasm; nucleus
Molecular function (GO): protein tyrosine phosphatase activity
Source: RefSeq, a predicted model, not a curated record